Prorocentrum cordatum is the source of this 783-nucleotide messenger RNA. The record is from the annotation of a GenBank genome assembly. Lineage: Eukaryota; Dinophyceae; Prorocentrales; Prorocentraceae.
GCAAGAAGCAGCGAUGGUGGCACCGCGCGCUGGACAUUCCCAAAGCGUUGCCCACGGUGCCGAGGCCGAAGAAGCAGAAGGACCUGGACAGCAAGCGGCGUAAGCAGCAGGCCUAUCGUGAUCGCCCACUGCUGGCGCAGAAGUUGGCGAACAGCUACGGCAGGUGGACCGGGGCCGUGGAGGAGGCAGUUUUGCAACAUUCAGAGGUACCCCAACACCAACGAGACGGCUAUCGAGGAAGGGCGCAGGGUUUCGGCAUCAAGUGGAAAAAGAGCACAGCAUCGCCAGGCAGACCGCAUCUGUACAAUUCUGAGGCAGAUUGGUGGGCCAUCACGCACACGCAGGUGAUCGCGAUCAACGGCCUAGUGAAAAACAACAAAGACCCACAGCAGCUGCUACAACGAGGGCAAGAGUUUCGACAGCGUAUACAGCAGGCACAUGUGGUCAGCAAGCACAACGAUAUCGAGCUGCUCAACCAGUGGCAGCAGAUGGCGCACGACAUUUUCAGCCCAGCCCGUCAGGAGAGAGAGGACGUGAUAGAGAUCACCGAGAGGUUGGCAGGACAAGCUGCGCGGAGAGCUCUGGCAGAUGGCACAAAGGGCUUCAUCAGGCGGGCGCAAGAUAUGCGGAAGAAGACCCCUGGAGCCCUGCACAGAUGGACGAAGGACACGCAGCAGCCGCGGCUCGAGGAGAUGAUCUCAGGCAAGAUCGUGGCCGACCCCAUCCUCAUCAUGAGCCACAAGAGCGAAAGUUGGGCCAAGAAGUGGACGGCCGCCCCGCAUA